Scaptodrosophila lebanonensis is the source of this 2740-nucleotide messenger RNA. It is a transcript of the gene Cul2, whose product is annotated as cullin-2. The transcript has 8 exons. Bases 83 to 2350 code for a protein of 755 amino acids. Gene Ontology annotation, biological process: SCF-dependent proteasomal ubiquitin-dependent protein catabolic process; protein ubiquitination. Gene Ontology annotation, cellular component: Cul2-RING ubiquitin ligase complex; SCF ubiquitin ligase complex. Lineage: Eukaryota; Metazoa; Arthropoda; Insecta; Diptera; Drosophilidae. The record is from RefSeq and is a predicted model, not a curated record. Gene Ontology annotation, molecular function: ubiquitin protein ligase binding.
AAUUGUAGCCCCAACCAACCAACCAAUCAACAUACAAAAAGACGACCCCAGUACGUAAGGAGCUCAGCACCCCACAGAAAAAAUGUCGCUAAAACCCAAAGUAGUGGAAUUUUUUGAAGUCUGGCCGCGUUUGCGUGGCAUUGCGGAGUCGGUGAUAACGUUAAGGAAGGUGGAACGUGCCAUCUGGAACACAAGUUUCAGCGAUGUCUACACAUUAUGCGUGGCACAGCCAGAGCCGAUGGCCGAUCGUCUUUAUAACGAGACCAAAGAAUUUCUCGAAUCGCAUGUGCAGGUGAUGCUGACCAGAAAGGUACUGGAAGACACGCGCGAAGACCAGAAGGAUAACAAAGCCACGUCGGAUUUGCUGCAGCGUUAUUAUACCACGUGGAUGGAGUAUAGCCAGGGAAUCAAGUAUUUGCAUCAGUUGUACAUCUAUUUGAAUCAGCAGCACAUUAAGAAACAAAAGAUCACCGACACGGAAUCCUUCUACGGCAAUCUAUCCAGCGAUGCAGCCGAGCAAAUGGAAAUUGGCGAGCUCGGUCUGGAUAUUUGGCGGGUGUACAUGGUGGAGUUUCUAGCAUCGGAGCUGGUGCGUCACAUACUCGAAGGCAUAGCUGUGGAUCGAGCCAGCAAUGGCACGUUGGACUGGCAUCGCGUGCAAACCAUCAAUGGCGUCAUUCACAGUUUUGUAGAGGUGCAGGACUACAAAAAGACCGGCUCGCUUAAACUCUACCAGGACCUGUUUGAGGCACCCAUGCUGGAGGCUAGCGGCGCAUACUAUACAAAUGAGGCCAACAAGCUACUGCAACGCUGCACAGUCUCGGAAUACAUGCAGGAGGUUAUCAAGAUCCUAGAGUGCGAAAGCAAGCGGGCCAAGAAAUUUCUGCACGUCAGCUCGCUGGCUAAGCUGCGAAAGCAAUGCGAGGAAAAGUUUAUCAACGAUCGUUUGGGUUUCAUAUACUCCGAGUGUCGUGAAAUGGUUUCCGAGGAGCGGCGCCAGGACUUGCGCAACAUGUACAUUGUUCUGAAGCCCAUACCCGACAACUUAAAGGCUGAACUAAUACAAACCUUCUUGGAGCACAUCAAGAACGAGGGUCUUGAGACUGUUAAUGCGCUCAAGGGCGAGAACAUACAUAUUGCCUUCGUGGAGAACAUGUUGAAAGUGCAUCAGAAAUAUCAGGAGCUCAUCGCCGCCGUCUUUGAGAACGAUUCCCUGUUCCUGAGCGCCCUCGACAAGGCCUGUGCCAGUGUGAUCAAUAGACGUCCGAGUGAACGACAACCAUGUCGCAGCGCCGAAUAUGUCGCCAAAUACUGUGAUACGCUGUUAAAAAAAUCGAAAACCUGCGAAGCGGAAAUUGAUCAGAAACUGACUAACAACAUAACCAUAUUUAAAUACAUUGAGGACAAGGAUGUCUAUCAGAAGUUUUAUAGCAGACUAUUGGCCAAACGGCUGAUACACGAGCAGAGCCAGAGUAUGGAUGCAGAGGAAGGCAUGAUCAACAGAUUAAAGCAAGCGUGCGGCUAUGAAUUCACUAACAAGCUGCAUCGCAUGUUUACGGAUAUUUCAGUAUCAGCUGACUUGAAUAAUAAGUUCAACAAUCACUUAAAAGAUGCCGGCAUCGAUUUGGGCAUCAAUCUCUCAAUUAAAGUGCUGCAGGCAGGCGCUUGGCCGUUGGGGUCCACCCAAGUUAUACCUUUUGCGGUGCCACAGGAAUUUGAGAAAUCGAUUAAAAUGUUCGAGGACUAUUACCACAAUUUAUUCAGUGGUCGGAAGCUCACUUGGCUCCAUCACAUGUGUCAUGGUGAGCUAAAGCUGAGCCAUUUGAAAAAAUCCUACAUUGUGACCAUGCAAACGUACCAGAUGGCCGUCAUGCUGCUCUUCGAAACGUGCGACAGCCUGAGCUGUCGUGAGAUACAGAAUACGUUGCAGUUGAACGACGAAACGUUUCAGAAGCACAUGCAGCCCAUGAUUGAGUCCAAGCUGUUGAAUGCCAGCUCAGAGAAUCUCACCGGCGAGACGCGCAUCGAAUUAAAUAUGGAUUAUACAAAUAAGCGGACGAAGUUUAAAAUUAGUUCGGCACUGCAAAAGGAAACACCGCAGGAGGUGGAACACACCAUCAAUUCUGUGGAUGAGGAUCGAAAACUGUUUCUGCAAGCUGCCAUUGUGCGUAUUAUGAAAUCGCGCAAAGUGCUGAAGCACAAUGCAUUGAUUCAAGAGGUGCUCUCUUUACCGAAAGUUAGCUUUACGCCCAAUAUCGCCAUGAUCAAGAAAUGUGUGGAGUCACUAAUUGAUAAACAAUAUAUAGAACGUACUGCGAAUUCGGGCGACGAAUAUAGUUAUAUGGCUUAGACUAUAACGAGGGGGGCAGCAUAGAGAUUACUUACACUAAUUAAACCCACAUAUUGCUGUAAAUCACCCAAUGACUUAUUUCUGUUAAAUUUCCUAAAUCACCCAUCAUGACUAUCAUCCAUGAAUGCACAAUACACCCACAAUACACCCACACACAACCACAACCAUAGAUCACGAUUAUAAUCCCAUUAUAUGAGGAACAACAAAAUGCAAAUUCAGCUACAAAAACACAACUUUUGUCUGAUAAACAAUAGUCUGGAGAUGUUCGACUUAAAUUGUUUGUUUAAUUUGGCGAGUAAAACUGGAAUGAUGUAUGUCCUUAAGGUAAACGACUUUCUGUUUAUAUAUACAUGCAUACAUACAUAAUAUAUAUAUAACUAAUUCUUUAAA